AUGGCUCAUAUCUUCGGCGUCGCUACGCUUGCGAGCCUCGGGAUUGCGACGGUCAUUUUUGACUUCACACGCACGCCUUACCGCAAUGUGCCCCGCCCCUCUGAGAAGCAGCGCCUCAAAAUCUUCGACCUAUCCGCAGAGAAUUAUGACUCCGACCAAAGCUUCCACGAAUGGAUUACGCGGAUCAGGACUCACCGGAAGACGGUCUUCUCCAAGGCAAGAGGCCGCGUGUUAGAGAUCGGGGCCGGCACAGGCCGGAACUUGGAUGUCCUCAAGUGCACGCCCGGAGUCACGAGUCUCACCUGCAUAGACACCAGCGGACCGAUGUGCGAAGUGCUAGUGAAGAAACUUGAAAAACUCAAGCCGCCGUUUCCCGUGCAAGUCAUUCAAGGCGACGCUUCACAAGUGCCUUUCGAGGAUAACACCUUUGACUCAGUCAUCUCCUCCUUCGCGCUCUGCGCAGUCGAGCGUCCGGAGCAAACUGUCGAGGAGACGCGACGCGUGCUGAAAGGCGGGGGCCGGUUCCUGUUGCUCGAGCGAGGCCUUCCGUCGAGCAACUUUGCACGUUGGAUUCUGAAGCGGUAUGAGAUUUACCCUAACCCGAACGUCGCGUGCGAAAUUGGCAUUUUCGAAGACAUCGACCUCGGGCAGCUGCUAGCCCAGGGAAAAUUCCGACUGACCGAGUCUGCCCCUUCGAAAGUUAUGACGGUUCAUGCACUCUCAGCGCGCCGCGGCUGUUCGGCUGAGGAGAGAAAAUCUCACGCCCGUUCUCGUGUUGGGCUGCCGGAGCUCAGAGGUCAAACUGACGCCCGUGUGGUUUUCCGCUACACUCCAAAUAGUGACGAUGCUACGCAAAAGUGA
This is a messenger RNA of Besnoitia besnoiti, 861 nucleotides long. RefSeq names its product methyltransferase domain-containing protein. Gene Ontology annotation, molecular function: S-adenosylmethionine-dependent methyltransferase activity. Bases 1 to 861 code for a protein of 286 amino acids. The transcript has 8 exons. The record is from RefSeq and is a predicted model, not a curated record. NCBI's taxonomy places the organism in Eukaryota, Apicomplexa, Conoidasida, Eucoccidiorida, Sarcocystidae.